This is a messenger RNA of Branchiostoma floridae (Florida lancelet), 1564 nucleotides long. RefSeq lists its product as uncharacterized. The transcript has 2 exons. The coding region runs from base 408 to 1535 and encodes 375 amino acids. The record is from RefSeq and is a predicted model, not a curated record. Lineage: Eukaryota; Metazoa; Chordata; Leptocardii; Amphioxiformes; Branchiostomatidae.
CCCCGAACUGGUUCCGCGAGGGCAUCCGCCCUGCUCCUCGAUUGCGCCUGGCGAGGCCAUCCGUCCUACCCAGCGACCGCGUCUGGUGACGGCGGCCGGCGACCCGACCCGCCCAGGACUGCCCCUGAACGGACUGGUCACGAGUUCCUGCUCUUAUACUGGACUACUCACUGGGAUUGCGCAUUGCGUAAAGAACUGCUGAUUCCACGACUUAACCACGAGGAUUUCUGUCCAACUCCCGAGGCCAUCCGUCCUGCUCUGCGACCGAGCCUGGUGACCGCGACCGGCGAUCCAUCCCGCCCCGGACUACCCCUGUACCGACUGGACACGAGUUCCUGCUUCACACACUGAACUGCUUACUAGGAUUGGCUCCUUACGUACAGAACUGCUGCUUCCACGCACUAGCGAUGCCGCCCACCAGACGCUCCAAACGCAACCGAAAGCCUAAGAACGCCAACCCUGACGACCCAACAGAAAAGGAGCCACCCGUCGACCCCAACAAAGACCCUAAGGACCCUCCCCCCAACGUCUCUGAGAGAGAGCAGCUGAAGCAGUUGCAGCAACAAGUCAGUGCCCUGACAUCGGUGACUGAACGGCUGGCCAAACACAUAGAGUCAUCAGGUAGCCACUCCGAGCAACCCGAUCCAUCCCUGCCGCCCGCCGUCCUGGACCCCAGGCAUUCCAAGGACACUCUUGUAGACCGUAUUAUAGGUGAAGAAAAUGACCUCUUCGUGGUUAAAACCACCGAUAACAUCAACCGAAGUAAGGAUAAGGAUAAGAUAACUAGUGAAACUACUAACAAGACCAUCCCCCCAGCGCCUACCACCACUACUUCUCAUCUCCAAACGGGUAUCCAUGUACCAUUGGACAGUGGGGUCCCCACACACAUAAAGGACAAAAUCUGGAGCAACAAAUAUGUAGAUUUCAAACAACUCCUCCCCAACCUCUGUACAGACCCACUUUACACUGUCUCCUUAACCGACAGCCUGACACCCACACUAACUAUUGCGAAUCGCCCCUCUCCACAGGAAAGCAGACGCCUCACCAUCGACCAAUGGACGUCUGCUUUCCUGGUCUUCCAGUUCAUCUACAUGCAACAGCACCCCCAACACGGCCCACACCUCGUCUCAUAUCUACAUCUUAUCCGUGACCUAGCCUCCCGCAGAGCGCAGUGCGGAAAAUAUGACGAACAGUUCCGCCAUCACAGGGAAACAUCUCCCGACACGCCCUGGAACACCCCACACUUACAACUAUAUGUAGACGCACUAACUGGCAUUCCCCCUCCAGAUCAGGCCGCGGCCCCCCAGACCAGCGCCCCGACCCGCCGGGCUGACACACACCAGACCCGGCCCCAGACCCGACCCAAAGAUGUCCCCCACGGGUACUGUUUUCGCUUCCACAGGCCCGAUGACCAGUGUUUCAAAGCCCUCUGCCCCUACAACCACACAUGCUAUAUCUGCAACAGUGGAAAGCACAAAGCUUACCAAUGCACCCAAAAAACCGCCGCGAACGCUACCAACUCCCGUAGACGUUAGACCCCUUCAGUAUUACCUUAGAGGUUACC